Molecule: messenger RNA, 303 nt
Organism: Rodentolepis nana
Lineage: Eukaryota; Metazoa; Platyhelminthes; Cestoda; Cyclophyllidea; Hymenolepididae
Source: the annotation of a GenBank genome assembly
AUGUAUGACCUUACUCGAGCUAGGGAAGUAUUCGACUCCAGUUUGAGGUCAGAAGAUCAGUUGAUAGAAACGGAAUACAAGGAGUUAACUGAAUUGAUUGAUGGGCUUCAUAACAGAGCUGUGCUUCUCCGGAGACAAAUCAGUCAUUUCAAUUAUUACCUUGAUUCGUGCAUGGAUCAGAAUGAUGAAGAAUAUGGGACACUCCUUUCCUUCCUUCGACCUUUAACCCAAUCAAUUGCCGAGUUGGAGGAGUAUAGGCGAAAAGUUGAACGUCGACAUCACGAAAGCAAUGCAUCUAAAUAG